Diachasma alloeum is the source of this 1316-nucleotide messenger RNA. RefSeq lists its product as uncharacterized. The transcript has 6 exons. The record is from RefSeq and is a predicted model, not a curated record. Lineage: Eukaryota; Metazoa; Arthropoda; Insecta; Hymenoptera; Braconidae. The coding region runs from base 335 to 904 and encodes 189 amino acids.
AAUGAUCGCGGUUGGUCUCUGGCGUUAGCUGCACAGCGCACAGUCAUUGGCCCACCCGUGAGGCCCGUGAGCCUGUGGCUGUUUAUUUAGAUCCGUUCUUCAGUCCGUCUUCUUACUCUAAUCCUGGCGGCUUCAUCCUCUCACUCUCGUAGAGGCGUGCUAUGCACUCGAUACAACUAGAAUGUGAUAACUUCUAAUCAACGAAAAAUUCAGUAACGAAGUGAAUCCACAGUCUGACGGCCGUUCCAGUUAAGGAUACCAUACCAACAGUUCAGUGGUUUUGCACCAGACUAGACAUUAGAUAAUUACUUGCAUCACUGCAGCCUCAUCUACUAUGAAACGAGCCUAUUCAACAAUGGACAGCCCAGAUGGAACGUCUAACAAAGUUGCCUUGGUGGAACGUAACCUAUUUCCACGAGGUGUGGAGCUAAUCAAUCCCUACAGAACAACAAAAUCGUCCACGCAGGAUAUAGUUCAAUUAGCAAUGGAAAUUCAAAAGGCAGACGAUUAUAUCAAAGCAAAUGCCCAGAACAAGCUCCAUGUGAUUGCAGAGCAAAUGAAAUUCUUACAGAUGCAAGCACAGAAAGUUCUACAAGAGGCUAAAGAGGGUCAUAUGCUGCAUCAUGCGGCUUGUAAUUUUAUCAAACACCCAGGAAAGAUUUAUCACUUGUAUGAAAAACCAUCGGGACAGACUUAUUUCUCAAUGUUGAGUCCAGAGGAAUGGGGCAGUACAGGACCUUCACAAACAUUCAGAGGAUCCUACCGUCUGGAGCAUGACAACUCAUGGACUCCAUUGGCUAAAAUAGAAGCGAAAGAUGCUGAGCUGAGUGUCUACGAGAAGCACCUCUCGAAAAAUUCAGUGCUAGCGAUAGAUUCAACUGACUUAAUGAGCAUAGACCCUUGAUCCCCGUGGAUAAGACCUCAAUAGACAAAUUAAUAAAUUUAUCUAAUUCAUCUAUGUGUACUCUAAUCAUAUAAUUACGUAAAAUAUAAUUCUUCGAAUCAAUCCAGUCGUCGAGUCACUAAAGCUAGUUAAUUGAACUUGACAUUUCUGUCAAUUUUGCAGUUAUCUCGAAGAAGAGUGAUUCAAGGGGAGAAUAUUGAAAAAAAACGGUUUAUUGACAUUUUUAUCUAAUACAACUUGUAUCGAGAUCAUUCACUAUUUGAAUGAAUGUAAAAAGUUGUUUGAACUCCAAUCAAUAGAACAUGACCUUUUCGUUAAGAGUGAUUUUAAACAAAAAUUCCAAAACAUAUUUUUGUAUAGGAAGAGUUCCAAAAAUAAUUUCAGAUUAAAAUAAAUGUGCGAAAUCGACCAA